Molecule: messenger RNA, 3932 nt
Organism: Eurytemora carolleeae
Lineage: Eukaryota; Metazoa; Arthropoda; Copepoda; Calanoida; Temoridae
Product: RRP12-like protein
Exons: 30
Coding region: 14-3877 (1287 amino acids)
Source: RefSeq, a predicted model, not a curated record
AAUUUCAGAUAGAAUGGGUCAGAACAGGGUGCGGGCAAAGACUGGCAAGUCUGCCCGCUGGGCCAAGGGUCAAAGCAGUAGCAGCAACCCGGUCAAAUCCAAGCAUAGAACUGCCGCUAAAAACAGAUAUUUCCAUUUUGAGCACGGAAACCAAGGAGAAAGCCUGGGAGCUGGUAAGUUGACUGCCUCGGCCCUUCUUCGUCACGAUGCGUUGCUUGGAGAUGCAGAAAACAUGGAGCAGGAUGACACGGUUUCCCUUGGCAUUACCAACAAAACCUUUGAUACAUUUGCUUCGGACUGGACUCAGUGCACAAACGUAGCGUUCGAUAAGCUGCUUAAAAAGUUCCAGAUGAAGAACUCGCAUCACAAGGAGAUGUUGGCUGUGCUGGCAGCUGUAACAGCGGUUCUUAAAAGUCAAGGAGGGAAAGAAACUGAAACUGAAUAUUUUGCUGCCCUCAUGUCCACACUUGAGGUGAGUAAUACCGUAGAAAACCUGAGUGCAGUGGUUCGUCUGCUCUCCCUCGUCAUUAAAAAAGUUGCCAAGGAGGUUCUUAUUACAAGGUACAGUCAGGUUUGUGAACUACUGAUGGAUACUCUAGAGAAGCAUGCAGAUACACAAAACGUUGCUCUACUCAGGGGGUUACUUGGCUGUAUAUCAGUAGUGCUUAGAGUUCAGCCCCCAGGAGUUUGGAGUUUACCAGAACUAAACAAAACCUUUCAGAGUCUUUUAACCUACACAACACAUACUAAACCCAAAAUUAGAAAGGCUGGUCAUCACGCUGUAAUAGCUGUUGUACGAGGAGGAGAAGCUGGUGCUGGUGGUGUGCAUCCAGCUGCAGGGGUAGCUGCUCAACAUUGUCUAGUUGUCAUCAAGAAUUCAGGUCCCUCUGACAACAGUAUUCUUUAUAUGAUGGUUCUGCUAAGAGAACUUUUACCAGCAUUGCCCAAGGCGCAGACUAAACAAUGUUGUGAAACUAUUCUCAAACUUCUCACUCUGGGAUCUAACAUAAUUAUUUCUACAGGAUUUGCUGCUCUGUUUGGUCUAUUCUCUGACCGGCCUGGACCAGCAACUCUGCCUACCGACCUGAACGGUCAGCUCAUCAGUGCACUGUAUGAUUACAAACCAUCCAUCAAUGAUACAGGACCGAUGAUUUCUUGGCUCGCGGUUAUUCAGGAGGGCAUUCUGAACUUGAACCAGCUCAACCCUACCCUAGCUCACUCCCAUAUUCACAGGUUCUGUUCCGAGGCUGUUUCCUGCUGGCUCUCCUCGAGGCCAGAAGUUGUUAAAUCCUCCGGCCUCGCCCUCAAAGCAGUCAUCCUCGAGACCAUGAAGCCGGUGAAUAAGGAGAUCUGUGCUAAGCUGGUUAGCGAGGUGUCUGCUGGGCUCAAAUAUCAAUAUCAUACAUCUUGGAGUACUGUACUAGUUGUACUUUCCGCCGUAACAGAGAUGGUUGGAGACAGAUAUCCCGAGCUUCUGUAUUCCACCUUAAAACAGUUAUCAGAGUUAAGAGCCUCCGACAAUAUCAACCUCGAGGCCGAGAUUGACGGGGUGGUAGGGAAGGCGGUGACCGUGAUGGGUCCUCGGCGGGUUCUGCAGGCGAUACCGUUAAAUAUCACAGGAACUGAAAAUGAUUACGAAUUUAAGAGUUCAUGGCUUAUCCCAGUUCUAAGAGAUAAUAUAAGGAAAACAGAAUUGGCGUUUUUCGUUGAAUAUUUUCUGCCUCUGGCUGGCCGUUGCUUGGAGAGGUCUAAAAAAUGCGCGGAGCAGCAGGAAACUAUUGGCGCCAAAACAUAUGAAGUUCUGACUUAUCAGAUGUGGUCUUUGUUGCCUGGAUUUUGCAUUGCUCCUACAGACCUUAAAAACAGUUUCAAGAAUAUUGCCCGGAUACUGGGAACGCAGCUAACCGCUAGGAAGGAGAUUCGGCUGGAUAUCCUGACCUCUCUUCGUCAUGUGAUAGCCUCUAACCUCGAAGACCCGGAGAACCGGGCUGAGCUCUCCAGGUUUGCGAAGAACUUCCUGCCGAUCCUUUUCAACUUGUUCACCUCCAGACCUUCGGGAUCAGAGGAGGCCGGCCAGAGGCUGGCAGCGUUAGAAACUAUCAAAUCCUUCCUGAAGAUCGCUGAUCAGGAUCUCCUGUUCAACAUGUUCGACAAGGCAAUUGAGAAAUGCAAAGACACAGACAUUGACGCAUUCACGAAGGAUGCUGUUCAAGAUCUGCUUCGUUGCAUGCUAUCCCACGUAGACAAGGAAAGAAUACAGCUCCUCUAUUCAACCUCGUUACAGAAUAUUACAUCCAAAGAUCAUAAAGAGCAGAAGAAAACCUACAAGAUGCUGGAGGAGAUUUGUAAAUGUGACACAGAGGAGGCCAAACAGUUCUUUGCGUCAUCACUUCCAGAACUGCAGUCUACAUUAGUGUCAUCCUUGUCUAAAAUAAGCCCUUCAAGUCAGUCUCCUAGGCUAAGAUGUUUGAUCUCAAUCAUAUCAAAACUACAGGAGCCCAGCUAUGAGUUUGUGUAUGCUAGCAUCCCGGAAUCUGUGCUUUGUAUCCGGGCCGUCAAUAAGAAGGCCAGGGAGUCUGCUUUCACCCUCCUCAUCACUGUAGGGGAGGCGUUAAUCAGAUGGGAACCAGAGAAUAAGGAUGCUGCCGUCAGGAAGUUACUGGAUCAGGUUAUGGUUGGAUUAGCUGGAUCUCCUACUCUGAUCCAUUGUUCAAUCCUAGCAAUCUGUAGAAUAUACUUCCAGCUUAAAGAUAUACUUCCACUGGAUGUGACUGAACAGGUUCUUACCAAUAUUCUUCUUCUUCUCACAUCUUCCAGCAGAGAGGUGUCAGCAGCAGGACUUAGUUUUAUUAAGGUUUUCAUCACCUCUACUCCUGUCACUACUGCGGCUAGAUUUCUCCCUCAAAUCAUGAAAGGAAUUACAGAUAUGCCGGACGAUUGCAAACGACACUGUCGGCAGAAGACAAAGUUCUUGAUGGAAAGAUUCUCUCGGAAGUUCGGAUUUGACCUUGUCGCAAGUCUUGUUCCUAAAUCCGACGUAACAACACAGAAACGACUGAGGAACAUCCGUAAGGAAGUGGCUCGGCGUGCGCGUAAGGUGUCUGAAGACGGUAGUGGAGGGGACGAGGAUGACCAGGGCAUGAAGGGAAGACAAAAGACAAUGGACGAAAUGCUGGCCGAUUCCUCCGACGAUGAGUUUGACGACAAGGAAGAGAUUAAGAAUAAGCGUGGUGGUAAGAAGGGGGGAACCUGGAUACAGGAAGGAGAUGAAAUCCUUGAUCUUCUCUCCGCCUCCGCCGCACAGAAGAUCUCUUCAACUAAACCAACCCAGGCGAAGGUGAAGAUGGAGGAUGAAACGAAGAAGAAAGCGAGAAAGUCUGAUUUCAAAAUAUCCGCAGACGGAAAGAUUAUUAUCACGGAGAAGAGUGGAAAGGACGAGGAUGAUGAAGAUGAUGGGCCACGAAGAGGAAAUGAUGAUGAUAAAUCUGAUGAGGAGGAGACAUUUGAAAAUCUUGUGUCGAGUAAGAAGAGGAAAAUGGGAUCUGAAGCUGGAAGUGUUAAGUCAAGGAUGACAACUGCUUCUAGACAGUCCGCACCAGGAGGCGCUGAAGCUAAGAAGUAUAGACCUGGUGGUUCUGGUAUUCAUAGGAAGCUAGAUACACCCGGACAGGAAUACAAGAGUAAACAGGGGCGUGGAGAUGUGAAAAAGAAGGGUAAACCUGACCCCUACGCAUAUAUUCCUAUUACACACAAAACUCUGAAUAAACGCAAAGCGUCCAAGUCUAAGAGCGUAUUUGCUAAUGUGGUAAAGGCUGCAAAGAAGGGGGCCAGCAAGGGAUCAAAGUACAAGGUGAAAGAGGUGAAAAAAUUGAUGUAAGGAAUGAAAAUGUAAACUUUUCAUUUUUUAAACAAUAAAUUUAUAUUUUUCUUCA